CAGCAUGGAGGGUAGAAUGUGAAAAAAAUAUCGCUACUGUGAAGCGAGUAAGGAGGGCGAUCUUCUGAAUUACAAAGACUCAGACGCGUAAAAGAUCACAAUUAAAGUGAUGCACGAUGCCCAUAGUGGACAAACUGAAAGAGGCUCUGAAGCCGGGUCGGAAGGACUCUGCUGACGACGGCGAUCUCAACAAGCUCCUCGCGUCCUCCGCAAAGAAAGUGCUGCUGCAGAAGAUCGAGUUUGAGCCUGCCAGCAAAGGCUUCUCCUACCAGCUGGAGGCACUCAAGAGCAAGUAUGUGAUCCUCAACCCCAAAUCUGAGGGAGCGACGGGACAGAGGCCCACAGAAGUGAUCCAGAUCAAAAAACAAGUCUCGGAGAAUGCGAGUUGGGGGCACAGCGAUGGCAUUCCUGCCCCUCACAAGAUGCUGUUCCCGGGGAACAGGCUGUCCAUGAAGUGGGAGCGAGUUUAUCGGGUUGGAGCUGGCCUCCACAACCUGGGCAACACCUGCUUCCUCAGCUCCACUGUGCAGUGUCUUACCUACACCCCACCGCUAGCCAACUACCUCCUGUCCAAGGAGCACAGCAGAUCAUGUCACCAGUCUGGGUUUUGUAUGAUGUGCAUUAUGCAAAAUCACUUAAUCCAGGCUUUCGCCAACACUGGCAAUGCCAUCAAACCAGUCUCCUUCAUCAGAGACCUGAAAAAAAUUGCCAGACAUUUCCGCUUCGGGAGUCAGGAGGAUGCACAUGAAUUCCUGCGCUACACCAUUGAUGCUAUGCAGAAAGCCUGCCUUAACGGGUACACCAAGUUAGAUAGACAAACGCAGGCCACCACUUUGGUCCAUCAGAUAUUUGGAGGUUACCUCAGGUCAAGAGUCAAGUGUUCGGUUUGUAAAAGUGUGUCGGAUACCUAUGACCCUUAUCUGGACGUAGCGGUUGAGAUCCGGCAAGCUCCAAACAUUGUCCGAGCUCUCGAGCUGUUUGUGAAGCCAGAUGUCCUGAUUGGAGAGAACGCCUAUAUGUGUGCAAAAUGCAAGAAAAAAGUGCCAGCGUCGAAGCGGUUUACAGUUCAUCGGCCGUCCAGCGUCUUGACCUUGUCUCUCAAGAGGUUUGCGAACUUCAGCGGGGGCAAGAUCACCAAGGAUGUUGGUUACCCUGAAUUCUUGAAUAUCCGCCCAUACAUGUCCCAGAGCUCCGGGGAUCCUGUUAUGUAUGGACUGUACGCUGUUCUGGUGCAUUCUGGGUACAGCUGCCAUGCUGGUCACUACUACUGCUAUGUUAAGGCCAGCAGUGGACAGUGGUACCAAAUGAAUGAUUCAGUGGUGCAUGCCAGCAAUAUCAAAGUUGUCCUCAACCAGCAGGCUUACGUUCUGUUUUAUCUAAGAAUCCCAGAUUCAAAGAAGAGCUUGGAUGGUCUUGGGUCUAAGCAGGGCUCAGUCCAAUCUGGUAGGAACUGCAUGACACCAGAACUAGCAAAGAAAUCCACUCUUAAUGGAACUCUUUCUUCACCGCAAGUAGGGAAGAAACUGGAGUCCCCGCAGUUGAGGAAGGUCCAGGCUGCUGAUGGGGUUGGUAUUCCAGUCCCUCGUAACGGCACCAGCCAGUCUCCGAAGUUCUCACAGGGCUCUCAGUCCCCCAGGACCCCCUCCAAGCCCUCCAACACCCCUGCUGUGUUCGCAGAGCCAAUAAAAAAGGUGAAGAAGCUAUCACCGCCACUUCAGGCACGGGGCAGUCACGGGACGGUUGUCAAUGUUACCGGUGGAGGCAGGCCUGAGAGCGACAAACGAUACGGGUCUGAGAGCCGGGGCCUGGCCGUGUCUACCUCAGUGAAAUCACUGUCAGAGGCAACUGCAGAGGGGCAGGAUCAGAAGAUGAGAUGUGAAUUGCAGGAUUUGGACCCUGGUGAAUCCCACCUCAAGGAGAUGGUGAACUCUCAUAGCAUUCACAACGGAGACAACCCAACAAGGAGCUGUUUAAACGGAUUUCAGUCUCUCAGUCGAGGGACACCAACCCACGCUGCCACCAGCGGCAAGGCAGCUGAUGCGAGAGCUACAGAGGAGCAGAAGAUGGUGAAGUUAAAACCCCAGGCCCUGAUGAACAUCUCCGAACCCACCAGCACCAUGUCACCCCCGCCUGCCAAGAGGCUGGCACUCUCAGCUAAGAAGGCGGGCAGCUCCCUCCAGACACAGAGCAGCAGUGAGCCUCUGUUCCCUCCACGCCAUCCUUCCAGCUACCCCCCUCAUCCAGUGAAACACCAACAACUCACGUCUUCAUCGCCAGCACACAAAAACAGGGUUCUCUCAUCCCAUCCUCCCAAAUUGCUGACUCCAUCUAAAUUAGGAUUAGGCUCCGCAUGUAGUAAUAGUAGAAACCCGAAGAAAAUGUCUGAAUCUGAUUCACUGAACUCACAGCGGACCUCUUGCUUCCACCUCAAUGGAUUUGCUGCCACAGCUAUGGUGCUCCUCUGCCCGCCUGGCCCUGACUCCAAGGCACCAGUCGAACCUGGGAUCGGUUCUGAAAGACUUCCUGCUGGUACCGUGGAGCCUGAGUCCAGCCUUAACCACAAAAGAAAAAAGAAGAAACAUAAACGCAAAUCAGAGGGAGUGGGAGAGGAGUGCCCACCGCCAGAGCCUGAGGUAUCUGCAGAGGCCGGCUGCGAGGAAGCGACUGAGGUCCCUCACAAAGACAAGAAGAAAAAUAAGAAAAAGAGGAAGUGGAGGGACGAGGAGUCGGGGGAAACGGACCCUCCCAGGAGAAGCGUGCACACUCGCCUGGAGGAGAAGGCAGAGGACUGGAGUCUCACUGGGGCCUGGAGCAUCACCGCGUCUACCCAGCACUGUGAGAAAGGUGAGCCCGAACACACGGCCAGACAGGGCGACGCUUCAGGAGAAUCUGCCUCGCACAGUCCUGGAGGAGAAGAGGAAACGGCAGUGCGAGUCAAAAAGAAGAAAAAGAAGCAAAGGGAGAAACGCAGAGAGACACCUGUAGAAGAAGCGGUUCCAGAGCCUGUGUUGGAAAGCUCAACACUGGAGGAACAACAACCAGCAAUGAACACGGUUGAACUGACAGAAUCAAAAAAGAAGAAAAAACACAAAAAAGAAAGGGAGGACAAAAACAAGGAGAGGAGGAAGAGGAGUGUGAGUGACGAGGAAGAUGCUGAUUUCAAUCCCAUUCCAGCGAAGCACACCAUUAACGGGGAAAGAGACAGAGAAGCCAAACGAGCUGCAGUGUUCGUUUGGGACAGCCAGGUUCAGGAUGGUUAUAAACGUACAGUGAACGCUCCCAUGUCGGAGAACUCUUGCCCGGCUCCAAAGCCUUCCAGUCUUGCCUGGGAUGGCACAAAAGGGUCCAGUGUGGUGGAUGAGCUGCUUAAACACUCCAUGGAUAAGGCAUAUGGAACAGAAGUCCUGACUUGGGAGGGGGCUGUCUCUGCUGUCAGCCGGGAUGCUAUUGAGGAUGCCAGAUUUGCCAAAAACGACACUGUGAUUGAUGAAUGGGACGAGGAUUUUGACACAGGAAAGGUUAAGAAAGUUAAAUUUAAAAAGGAGAAAAAGAGAAACUUCAACGUCUUCCAGAAAAUGCAGACCCAUCGUAAUUUCUGGUCGGCCACCCAUCCAGGGAAGUUCUCCAGCCUGGGCUACCGAUACUGAGCUGGGAGGUUCGGGUAAAACAUUUACAUUUUAGGAGUAUGGAAUAAUGAAGGGAUCAUACAGGGAUUCGGCAACAGGCAGCUGUAGAAGAGUUUGAGUCUCCUCCGUGCGAUGCAGUAAUGUGAAAAUUAAACAUCGUCGUCAUUAUCCUGCUCCUUGUCUAAUGCUGUCUGGAGGCCUGAAGCUUCACUGAACCAAAGGAAGGCUGGAAGCCAUAAGAGGACCGUACUGAACUGUAACUCGCUGAGUGGCCUCUGGCAUGACUGUGAAACAGUGUGUACAGACUGCUAGGUGCAGGGCUAUUUUUGACUCUGGCUCUGUUUAGUAGGAUGUAUACCAAGUACAAAACCACUUCUUUAUUAUUCUAUCUUUAUAUUGAAGAAUAUAUGGACACAGUAGUGGUUCAGUGGUAAAGCCGUAAUGUUUUAGUGGCUUGCAUUAAAUAACUAUAAUUAUAAAUGUAAAUACUUGGUUUUCGUAGUCCAAUUUGUACUUAAUAUGUAUACAACUUUAUAGAGGAUGUGGGUGUUGUCAGUUUAGUUGCCCAUUUAAAAAACGAACACAGUAUUAGUGAAUACUGAAAAUCUAGUAUAGUCGUUGGUAUUGAGAGGGGUAGUCCCCUCAAUAUCAAUCUCACUCCGUCUCUCCUUCUCUCUACCUGCUAUUGUAGAAAGAGAUAAAGCAGCAUUGUGUUUUUCGAAGGACUAACGUUUAGACAGAGGUGCAAUACAACAUAAUGUUCAGAAGGCACAAUAAAGGUGUUCUGAGGAGACGAGCAGUGGGGGAGCUUAUUAUCCCUCCAGUAAAUGAAUUAAUCAAAACAGUGUGUUUUAAAAGGACAACAAUGCCUUCUACACAAGUAACAAGUACACUGUGUUUCUUCAAACUCAAGGGGGGUUCACCUACUUGAAUAUAUUGCUGGCAGGAAUACACACACAGUUUAUAAACGCAAAAAUAGUUCCUGAAAGAGAAAAAAAAAAAAGAAGGGGAUUCAGCAUGCAUAAACCCAAAUGUAGAAUAGCUGCAGGUCUGUUUGUAUCAAAUAGAAUGGGUUGCUCUGGAGACUGCUGAAAUGUGACUGUAAUUUAUUUUGAUACACGCACCAGGGUUACCUAAUAUUCCGUAGGCUGGCUGGCAGUAGAAGUGGCAUACAUUUCCCAGAGUUCCACCUGUUUUAAAAGCUGUGGCUAUCCACUAUCUACCCUUUUCAGUGGUAUUCAGUAAUAACAGAAAUAAACCCCUGAAACCGGUUUCAUUUUAAUAACCAGAUUUCUGUUUACCAGUAACAUUAAUAUGAGAUUUCAAUAUCAAAUAUGAGAUAUGUGGUGUUUUUUAAAGUUGUGAAUAGACCGGAGUAGAUAGAUAAAAUAUGCAUAUCUGAUGGCCGUGGUCUGAAAUACAAACGUAGUACAGUACAAUCCAGUUCGAGACUUGAGUGCAAUAUGCAGUGGGCACUGCCGAGUGUAUCAGUGUGACUCCCUUUCCCCUUCCCCUACUGCCACUAGAGUGGUCCUGGGUUGCAGAGCUGAGGCUAAGCACACAGCUGGCCAUAAUGUCACACAGCGUGUGAAUCCUCUUUUAUAGCUCUACAUACAGUGUGUUUUUAAAAUGGCGUGAUUUUUGUGACCGCAUUGUGCUUUUCCUUUUUUAUUGUGGUAUCUCGCCAAGAUCUACCUCCGCUGCUUCUGGUUUUUGCAGUUCAAGCCUCUUGAUUUAUUUAGUGAAUUGCUCUUUGGGCUUUGGGCAUGGCCAGGUUGAAGGUGUCAAGGGCAGCUUCAUUUUUUUCACAUUUUGCUCCUUUUCCCUCUCUCUUUGAGAACUCUGCUGCUGUAUAAACAUAUCGAUUUCGAUUUUUGUCUAAUUUAAAAAAAGCAAAGCAAAAAACAGUUAAAUUAAAAGGAAGUAGCCUUUGCAGUACUUAACUCUUUGCUCCUUUCAAACUGCCCACACCCAGAACAUACCUGUGAUUUGUAUUCUGCUGUACAAAGUGCUGUAUGUGCUCUGCAGUUUGACAUCCCAGCAGUUAUCUUCAUGGUGCAGUUUGGCCCUAUUCAUCCACUGCUGGUAUAUAGUGAGAUCCUGUUUUAAGGAAGUGUGUGUGUGUGUGUAUAUAUAAAAUGUGUGUGUCUCCACCUCUACUUUCUAUGCAAAUUCAGUGUCUGACCAUCAAACAGGUUACCCCUAAAGCAGCGGGCACCUCAGGAAAACGCUUCAUUGUUGAUUUUACUCUUUUCGUCUCUUCAUAUGCUUCCAGAAAUUCUGUUUUGUACCUGUAAAGAAAAAAGGAUGAGUGGGGUCAUAUACUGUGUCCUUUAGAUCUCUUACUCUUCCCUAUAUGUAAACAUACAAAUAAAUAAAUAUAUAUAUAUAAUACUGUCUGAUGUUUCAGAUUUAUAUUUUAAGAAAGAUUGAGGUACUACGUAAACAAUGGUAUCAAAAUGCUUUGGUAGUAUUGGAUAUGUACAGUACACUUUGUGCUUCCAGUGUAA
This is a messenger RNA of Polyodon spathula (Mississippi paddlefish), 6136 nucleotides long. Its product is annotated as ubiquitin carboxyl-terminal hydrolase 36-like. Gene Ontology annotation, molecular function: cysteine-type endopeptidase activity; cysteine-type deubiquitinase activity. The transcript is spliced from 21 exons. The record is from RefSeq and is a predicted model, not a curated record. Gene Ontology annotation, biological process: protein deubiquitination; regulation of apoptotic process. NCBI's taxonomy places the organism in Eukaryota, Metazoa, Chordata, Actinopteri, Acipenseriformes, Polyodontidae. Gene Ontology annotation, cellular component: nucleus; cytosol. Bases 117 to 3647 code for a protein of 1176 amino acids.